AGGACCAACGGCUCUCUCUUUCUCGUCCGGCGGCGCAUCAACGGCGCAGGUUAGGCGGCGACAGCUCAACGAUAUCUGACUAUUGCGGGUACUGUUCUUUCCAACCCAUCUUUUCAUGGAGAGAAUACACGUCGCCGUCCGGCCAAGGCCCCUAUCCUCUGAGGAUGCUAAGACCAGCCCUUGGAGAAUCUCCGGCAAUUCCAUCUUCAUCCCUAACCACUCCACCAAGUUUGAAUUCGAUCAAAUUUUCCGCGAAGAUUGUAACACAUUUCAAGUAUAUCAAGCUUGCACCAAGGACAUAGUUGCCGCUGCUGUUCGUGGGUUCAAUGGAACGGUUUUUGCUUACGGACAAACUAAUAGUGGGAAAACCCAUACAAUGAGGGGCUCGCGAACAGAACCGGGGGUCAUCCCUCUUGCGGUGCAUGACUUGUUUGAGAUUAUUCAACAGGAUGUUGAUCGAGAGUUCCUUCUUCGAAUGUCAUACAUGGAAAUCUAUAAUGAGGAGAUAAAUGAUUUAUUGGUUCCUGAACAUAGAAAAUUGCAGAUUCAUGAGAAUCUAGAGCGUGGAAUAUAUGUUGCUGGGUUGCGUGAAGAAAUUGUUGCCUCUUCUGAGCAAGUCCUUGACCUCGUGGAGUUUGGAGAAUCUCAUAGACAUAUUGGAGAGACAAAUAUGAAUUUAUACAGUAGUAGGUCGCAUACUAUUUUUCGCAUGAUUAUUGAGAGUCGUGAUAGAAGUGAAUGUGAAGAAAAUGGCAAUUGUUGUGAUGCUGUCCGUGUGUCAGUGUUGAAUUUAGUGGAUCUUGCUGGUUCAGAACGUGCCGCAAAAACUGGAGCUGAAGGUGUGCGUCUCAAAGAGGGUUCCCACAUAAACAAAAGCUUAAUGACUUUGGGAACUGUGAUUAAAAAAUUAAGUGAAGGUGCUGAGAGCCAAGGUGGUCAUGUUCCUUAUCGAGAUAGCAAGCUUACACGAAUCCUACAACCUGCACUGGGGGGAAAUGCUAAUACAGCUAUGAUAUGUAAUAUAACUCUUGCUCAGAUACAUUCAGAUGAGACUAAAAGCAGUCUCCAAUUUGCUAGCAGGGCAUUACGUGUCACAAACUGUGCCCAAGUCAAUGAGAUUUUGACAGAUGCGGCACUGUUGAAACGUCAAAAGAAAGAGAUUGAAGAGCUGCGAGCAAAAUUGCAGGGUUCUCAUUCUGAGCAUUUGGAAGCUGAGGUUCUGAGCCUUCGAAAUACAUUAUUACAGACUGAACUGGAGAGGGAAAGAAUAGCUUUGGAGUUGGAAGAGGAGAAGAAAGCUCAAGCUGAAUGGGAAAAGAGAGUAAAAGAGCAGGCCAGGAAAAUUGAAAAUUUGAGUUCAAUGGUUCUGUUUUCAAACAGGGAUGAGACUCGUGACCACACCAAAAAGGAGAAGAGGCGGGAUACAUGGUGUCCUGGCAAACUUUCAAGGGAAAAUCUAAAUGAUGCAUACCCUAGUAUCCCGUCAAAGGCCUCUGCUAGAAAAUCCGUUAAACCCGUAAGAGACAUAGGACCUCUCAUUCCGUUCGAGGAACUAGUAAACGAAAGCAUUCCUGUGGUGCAAUCCGAUAAGCAAGGAGAUGAUUUUAGUGCUGCUGCUGGCAAUAGCUGUAAUCUACCUCAUGCUUGUGCUUUAUUGCAUGUAACCAACAGAAAAAAGGUUCCAGCAAGGAAAAAAAGCUUAUCCAUGGAUGACAAUGAGUUAUUUAACAUGAGCGCAGAAUAUGAGGACUUGUUUCUAGAAUUUGUAGCUCAGAUAAUAAUGAGUGAGAUACAAAUUCAAUGCUUGGGAGAACAGUUAGCAAAAACAAAUUCUCUUCAAUCUGCUGAGUCUAUUGACUGUUCAAAUUAUGUCGAUAGGAUUUGUUUUAAUGGGGAUAAAAAUUCGAGCCUCAGAGAAUCAGAGGCUAUUAUGAUUAUCAAGAGACUUCAAGAUCAGAUCGAGGUUUUGAAAAUGGAGAAGUCCUCUAGCCAACAUGACCUGGAUAAUGUUGUUGAUCUGGCUACCAAGCAGAACAUACAUGCCCAAGAAAAAAUUGAAGAGCUCUACGAAGAGCUUCUUGAUGCGCGGGAAACAGCACGGGUGGCUAAUGAAAAGCAUACUUCUUGUGAAAGUGUGAACAAAGUUGAUGUAUGCUUUUGGAGCUUUUUCUUGAACGAUGGGGAUUUGGAUUUCAUGAUCAAUAUUUCAAUGGAAGUUCAAGAAAUAACAUCGGAAGUACAAAACUCAAAAGAAACAGUUCAUACUGUUGUUUUGCUUAUGGAUGAGGUUGCUAAAAGUUUCUCUGCUCUCUGUGAUGUGUUCCUGGAUUUAAAAACUUCACUAUCCCAGUGUUCAGCAGAACAAAAGUUAAUUUUGAGUAGCUAUCAGAAGUUGAAUUCUUGCUUGAGACAAAAAGUAUCUGAACUUGAGAACGAAAAGAUUCUUCUAGUCAAUGAAUCAGCUGAUCUUCAAAAGCAGCUUCAGGAAUCAAAGCUUCAUGUGCUAAAUUCCCAAAAUUCUAUGGCGGAACUUUCAGAACAGCACCAAUUGGAAAAUGCGGAAUUGCUUUCUUAUAUUCAAACUCUUGAAAAAGAUGUAUCGUGCUUAGCAUCAUCUACGUUGGUUAAGGAAAAGGAAGCCUUAAGAAAAGAUCUUGAGAAGACAAGAACCAAAUUGAAAGAAACCGAGUGUAAGCUCAAGAUUGCCAUACAAGAGAGAACAAAACUUGAGGGUGAGAAAGCAUAUGCUGAACGGGAGAUAAAAAGACUGCACAGUCAGAAUUCUCUUCUUGAACGUGAUAUUAAUAAACGCGAUUCACUUGCUGGUAGAAGGCGUGAUUCAGUUAUUGAAAGGAGUUCGAAGCUGUUUGAUUCGAAAAGACCAAAGGGUCUCGCUAUUCCCCUUGAACAGACAUUUCAGGAAGAUUACAAAAGGCUGGAAGUUCUUGCAUUUGAAUCAGAAACAAGAAUCACUUCUUUGGAAGAACAACUGUCAGCUGCGUUGAAGGAGAAAGAAGAUCUAAUAUCUUUCAAUGAAAGUUUGGCUUCAGAACUGGAAAACUUGACUGAUAGGCUGAACACGUCAAACUCUGAACUAUGUAAUUUGAACGAAGAGAUUUCUGCUCUUAGACAACUGCUCGAAGAAUCUAAUUCUCACCACGAAAAAUUGGAAAAAUCUAUCAAGAUGUUGGUUGAAGAAAAAGAAGAGUUGGCAAUGCAACUUACAGAUGCCCUUUUGCAAAUGGAGGAGGAAAAGGCAAUAUGGUCUGCAAAGGAGAAAGCUGCAGCUCAGGCUAUAGAAGAAAAGGCAAGGUUAAACAAUGUGCAGACUAUGUCAUUAUCAAAAGAAUUAUUAGACGUAAAGAAUGAACUGGAAUCUUAUAGAGAACAAUGCAAGGUCCUCAGGGAAAGAUUGACUUGUUCGAAAGAGGAUUCACAUUUCAAGGACAAAUCUAGAUACAGGGAGAAUUCUUUGGAGAUUGAUCAGCCAACGAACCAUGAGGACACAACGGAUAAUGCCAAGAACAACGAACUCCAAGAAGUGUCAAAAUCGUCUAUUGGGAAUCUGUCCUUGGGGCAUGACUAUACUGACAACGAGAGGGUAAAUAUGCUUCAGGAGACAAACGUACUUGAGGGCAGUAAUCUAUCAACAGAACACACGAACGAGUUUCAGAAUCUCACAGAACAACUCAGCGUCGUUACAAAAGAAAGGGACAAUAUAUUGAUCGAAUUGGAAGAGCGCCGAAAUAAUGUAAUGGGAGCGGAACAUCAACGAAAACAUUGCUAUGAUGAGCUGUCGAAGGCACAAGUCCAAGUAGAGGAACUAAGUACGAAAAUUUGCAGGAUGGAAGCCAAAAUGCAUGGGGAUGGCGUGAGAAAUAACAAGGAGAUGACAAAGCUUAGAAUGAGGCUUCGGGGAACACAAGCGAAGCUAGAGGCCUUCCGUGGAAGAUACAAGGAAGCCAUCGAUGAAUCUGAUUUAAUGAAUAGAAAGUAUGAGGAGGGUGCUGUAAAGCUGAAGAAUCAGUUGGCUUCCAAAGCCAUGGAAGUUCUUGCACUAAAGAAAGAAUUGUCUGCCGCCAGAGCGCAUCAUCAAGUAUGUUCAUAAUUGUUGAUUUUGUACAGUCUUGUUGUACAUCAUUGCUGUAACAGUAUUAGGAACUCUUGGUUCCUGACGAGGUCACUCCAUUUUUUGGGCUGGAUGCGUUGCUUGUCAGAUUGCUAUGGUCUCUUUAUCGGCAGUCUCGUGCCGCAAAUCUAGUUUCAGGAAAUCUGUAAAUAAAUUAUUCUGGCAUUGGGUUAAUUAAGCCUUUGUAAAAAUGGAUUCCAUGCAGGCCGUACUCAUUACUUC
This is a messenger RNA of Neltuma alba, 4351 nucleotides long. Its product is annotated as kinesin-like protein KIN-7O. Gene Ontology annotation, biological process: microtubule-based movement. Gene Ontology annotation, molecular function: ATP binding; microtubule binding; microtubule motor activity. The coding region runs from base 116 to 4108 and encodes 1330 amino acids. The transcript has 33 exons. The record is from RefSeq and is a predicted model, not a curated record. Lineage: Eukaryota; Viridiplantae; Streptophyta; Magnoliopsida; Fabales; Fabaceae.